GACAUGUUGGGCCUAGUUUUCACACUGUAGGACUCCGUGAGCCAACAUUUUAGGCUUCCGAGAGGAGCAAUAAAUUCUUUCGUGCUGAAUCAAUUCCAUUUUACUGUGCGGCUGGGCGGAAAAUUGUCCCAAAGGUGCUAAGGUCGGCGAGGAGUCGGACUGUGACGUCUGAAAACGACGGUUGAAAACUUGGAGCGGCGCAGAGGGAGGCGGGCGGGAAUGUCCGCGCGCCAUUGGCUGAUGUCGACGCCGCUGGGCGGGAGCUGAGGCGACGAUCGGUAUUUGAAGCUCGAGCUGCAGCGCACCGCUCCAAGAGGAAUGCGUUGGGAUCGCCGGGCUCCUGCCAUUAUUUGAAAAGUAAUAUUUAAAAAACCGGGAUCACAGAACAAAAAAAAAACCCCGUUCUGAGAAAAAAAAAAUCGUGACAAGAUUGCCCGCGCCUUCAAUUGAUCCAGAUUGAUUUGAUUUAUUUUCUGAGGUGAUAAGCCGCCAGGUACUUUGUGUACUACUAGGUAGGAAGGAACUGCAGAUGGUGAUUUACACCGAAGAUAGACACAGAAUGCUCGAGUAACAGCGCUGCAGGACAGGUAGCAUCUCUGGAGAGAAGGAAUAGGUGACGUUUCGGGUCAAGACCCUUCUUCAGAGUUUUGUUUUUUGCCCAGCACCUGCGGCGAUCAAACUGUCAACGCAUCCGGCACCGGGUGUCCACGAGUGACAGAGGUUGUUGAGGCUGCUUUGGAAGGGUGAAUCGAGGGUCAGUAACAUCAACACGCCCGUCACGGUCAACAUCGUGCUGGACGUCGAGCGGUGAAGAGAACUUCUGGGACAUUGAACAGCGCAGCCCGGUUUCACCAUGUCCGCGGACCGCUACUCGUCUCUGGACGAACCGGCACUCAGGAAACUGCUGGAAGUGACUGAUGAUUUUGAUGAACGUAAACUUAUUCGGUCCACAAUUUAUGAACUGAGGAGGAACGAAUUAAAAAGAACAGAGGAAACACUAUCCUCCAAACGUUUUCGUUCUGAAAGAACAAAUAAAUGCCUUGAAGACAAAGAGAAUCAUUUACGAUCUCACAGACAGGAAGAGGAUCAGAAAGGGUCUUUGGAUAAACUUUCAGGGAAACUAGAAUCCAUUAGUGACAUUGAUGAGCUAACAACAUUGCUCCGAAAUGCAGGUGAAUAUGAAGAACGUAAACUGAUUAGAGCUGCUAUGCGUAAACUUCGUGAGCAGGAGAUUGAAGCUGCAUCCACUGGGGACAGACUAAUUGGAAGACCAGUCCAUAAUGGAGCACAGGAGAUUGAAAAGAAAUCUACUGUUUACCGACAGGACAUCACUCCACAGACAGUAUGUUCAAACAAGGACCAUUUGGCGAAAUGUGAGGAGAAUGUUCUUCGAACGUUGGUAGUGGAUACUGAGGACCUGGAGCCCAGACCAAAGAUCCGAGCACAAAUACAAGAUCUUUGGAAUCAGAAGAACAGCAGUCACAGUGAGCUUGAUGAAAUGACCUCCAGCAUGGUUGUUGUCCAAGAUCCUCUGAAAAAUAUUGAUGAUAGUUCAAUGAAAUCUGUCCAGACUUUUCAACAAAGAGCAACAUCAUCUGUUUUGGACCCUUGCAUCUGUAGUACUGUUUCUGACUGGGACUCUGAGAGUGGCAAGGGUUCCAAGGGAGGACUAUUGCCUGAAAAUCCCAGGACGUCUGAAUCCUGUUUGACAAUUCAGACCCAACCUACUGUAAAGUUACAGAAAAGGACUGAAAGUUCUUCAAGCAUGGCAGAAGAUGACGAUGCUGCUCUUAGGAAAAAUGGUUGCUCCUCGGUUAAUAACAGUAAGAACACCUUUGCACCAAAGACGGAGCCUACAGUUCUCCAGGCAGAGAUAAGCUCCCAGAAUGGGAUGUUGACAUCGGUCCAGAAAAGGCUACAUUCUGAAUUAAUUGACAAUAUCUCUCCUAUCACAGCAAGAAGAGCCAGUGAUAAGGAACAAGGGGAAACUCUCUUCACAGGACUUGAUAAAGUGAUCACAUUCAAAGAUAAAAUGCCAAGGAACACAGCAACUCAAUCCAAGCAGAAAGAGUUAACUGAAAUAGCCAUUGAUUCUUACUUGAAUAGCUCGCCUUUCAGGAGAACUAAUUCUGUACAAGACAGGAUGAAGAAAUUUACUGUGGACUCGUCCAACCAAUCUGCUGAACUUGGUACAAACUUUUCCACUCAGAAAAGAAACCAGCUGAAUGAAAGCAGAAGCAGCCGAAUUUUACAACGACAACAGCCAUUAUCAGGCAGCCCCGCACUGAAAAUGAAAGAAUCUGGAUCUUUGAGCGCAGAAACAUCUUUGAAGGGGAACUCUGAUGAUGUUAGGAAUGUGCAGGAAGUAGAUAAAUCUACAGCAAAAACAGAUAAACAGAAUGAACACUUACUGUCAGGUAGAAAUAAAAAACUAAACGGCUCAAGUAAAAGAAAUGGAAUCGAGCGGGAUAGGUCAGCCUCACUGAGAGAGAACACGUCCAGCUCUGAACAAGUGGAUGGAAAGGACUUUCCAAAAUCUGGUAACAAGUUGACUUAUAGCUCUGCCAAAUCCAACUUUCCAACUCCAGAGGUGCAACCCCAGGGCUCGAGGGCAGCAUCCUCAGUGUCUUCUUCCGAGAGCUUGUUAAGUCAUCGAAACAGAACAGCAAUUCCUGUAGAUGGAUCAAAUAAGUCAACAUUGCCCUUGUUUUCUUUUGAGAAGGAUUGCAAUAAGAAAUCAUUCACGCAAAAGUCUGCGACUGAUAAAUCAUACAUCAGGACUCCAGGGAGGAGCAACAUAAACAAAUCACAAACAUACCAGCCUGCGUCAGAGAAGGACUCCAGUAAAACCCACACAGACAGCUCAGUGCACUUAGAACAACCUAGAUCUGCUGAGCCCUCAGACUUUCCUGCGACACCGAGCAGGCACUUUCAACAAAGCUUUUCCAGACAAUCUGAAAGAGAAAAGCAACUGAGCAGCAACGAAAACAACAUGAAGACACUCAUGACAAUUGAAAUUAAGGAUGGACGGAAUCCCGAUCUUAUUACUACAAGGAUCUCUGGCACACCUUCCUCACAAAGGGGAGAGCUGACAUUUGGUUUGAGAGCGACACCAUUCAGAAUGAUGGGUCCGAGCGGCAUCAUGAUGGAGACAGAGCAAGUAAUGACUGAAACAGCCCAGUCACUUCAGUUUGAGCCGACUCUACCCAAUGGGGUAGAUGAGAAAGAAAAGGAGAAUGCCAAAGAGAAAAGCAGCACAGUGGUUCAAGAUGAUCUGAGUGCUAUUGAAGAUGAAGAGGUUCUGGACAAAAUGCUUGAUCUAACAUCCGACUUUGAGAAACGGAAGAUGAUUCGAGCUGCAAUGAGGGAGCUCCGGAAAAAGAAAAGAGAUGAACGAGAAAGGGAGCGUGAAAUGAGACUACAGGAAAUGAAACAAAAAACAGAGGAGGCAAAGAAAGCAAAGUCUUUAAAUACUGCUGAAAUGAUUGUAUCCAAAACAGAAAAAUCUGCAGAUGGGAAGAUUGUCACCUCAAUGUCAAAGACUGAGAGAAUCACUCAGUCAGGUUGUGGCAACAGAACUUUACAAACGACAACUGUGGAAUCCAGUGUUACAAAGAAAACUGAUGGUGGAACAUCUGUCCUUCAGACCAAGUUUAGUUCCAGCAGCACUUCAUCCAAAAAGGUUGGCAGUAUUUUUGACAGAGAAGAUGACGCAAGAUCCAGCAGUCUAUUAGCACUUGAGAGGAAACAGGCUGAGAAACGGAAAGAGGUGUUGAGGUCACAAACACUUCCACGGACUUCAGGAUCACAGGCACGGAAAGCACUGAUUGAGAAACUAGAAAAAGAAGGUGGAAGUCCUGGAAAUCCAGCUUUUUCCAAAGUGAGAAUUCAGAGAUCUUCAAGCUGUGGUGUACCAAAUGCCAAUAGUAUUAAGCAGAUGCUACUCGACUGGUGUAGAGCCAAGACACGUGGCUAUGAGAACGUGUCUAUCCAGAACUUCUCCUCCAGCUGGAGCGAUGGGAUGGCUUUCUGUGCCUUGGUUCAUAACUUCUUCCCUGAGACCUUUGAUUACGCAGAACUGAAACCCAACAACCCUAGGCACAACUUCGAGGUGGCAUUCACAAUGGCAGAACGGGUAGCUUCUUGCGAUCCUCUCAUUGAUGUGGAAGAUAUGAUGAUAAUGGGCAAAAGACCUGAUCCUAAGUGCGUCUUCACCUAUGUCCAGUCCCUUUAUAAUCACCUACGAAGGUACGAGUAACGCGACCUGGCAGAUAGAAGGCAGGGUGCCUUGUCUUUCUGUUUAAAAAAAUAUAUCCACAGCUUGCCUGUGUUUUCAGACAAUUGUCAAAAGACACAUACAUGAUAUGAGUCACUAUGUACUACAUUUGCACACUUGGAUUUUCUUUCUUUUAAAUGCAUCCAGGCAAGGUGGAAGAUCCAAGGGCGAUGUUAUUGUCUGUGUUCUGUGUAAUACAGAAUUCUAGCAUAUGACUUUUUAUUUCCAAAUCAGGAAAAAAAUAAUCUUAUAUACGUACCGAGAAAGAACCUUUAUAUUGUAUAAUCAUCCACGUAUAUUUUUGCAGAAUAUCACAGCACUGAAAUAAGACGUAAAGGCUGCACAACAGAUUUCAGCAUAAGAGAAAGGAAAUUUAGAUAUAAUAAUAAAUUGGAAUUUAGUAGCUUUGUCCUUAUGUCUCACCUCUCACUCUCCCCAGUCACCCGUUCCACAAUAGACAGUUUUACAAGUAGUUAAAGGAGGCAAAUGCAAAUGAAAUGGCACAUUACGUCAUCAUUCUGGUGUAUCUAACACAGUGUGCAGUGAUUCUGUGGAGUGUUCAUUUUUCCAAGGCAACAUUGGACAAAUUAAAUUUAUUUUCAAACUAUAUUUUUAUCGUUCCCAUAUGCUGAAAAAAGAUUGUACUUUGGUGAGAAGAAAGAAAGUAAAUGUACAGUAUUCCUAUCAGCAAUAAUAAAAAGGCUAAUUUAAUACAAAUUAGGGAGAGAUGUUUGUCUUUGGUCAUGAACACUAAAUGUGUGUGAGAGCAUCACCCAAGACCUGUAUCACCUCCACUACUUUAGUUCCAUUGACUUUAUUCGACCGAAAUGUGCACAGUUCAUCCACAUGAUACUCGUACAUGUAAAGAACCUAAAAAAUAAUUCUCUCCAUUCCACUAAUACAGCAGGCCGCAUGUUUGAGUAUCUAAAGCAUUAAAAUAAAAACUAAAGAAUGAAGAACGUCAUUACCUUUAGCAGAAGCCAACAUGAAGAGCUUUCUGUGCAAUCGAAUAUAGUUCAAUAAAUUUAAUUGGUCAUAUUAAUCAGUUAUUGGCCAUUCACAAAGUUUCUUUGAUGUGAUUUCUAUCCUCAAGUUUACUUGGCUGAAUCAAUUUAAUCAACCUUACUUUGAAACUAUCAAUUUCCACUGCAUUCCCAUUCAACUGUUUCAGCAGAAGCAGCAUUAUUAAUGCUCUUAUAAAUAGCCCUUGACUGCUGUUGAAUAAGUGCAUGUGGAAAUGGACAGUGUUACACUCGGAUGCGACUGCCACUUUGGAACAGGCUGUCAACAGUUGCAAAAAAUCAAGAAUAGUAACUUUUGGAUUUCUGCUAAUCUGUUGCCUAGUUACUGUGUGGGAGGUCAAGAAACUCGCAUAGAAAUUGCUACCCUUUGAUUUUCAAUGUUAGGGUUUCUAUUCCUGGUUUCCAUAUGCUUUUUCUUCCUCUGCAUGGUAGUGUCCUAACCAAUCUGUGGCUCAUUUCACCAGUGUGUGGUUCAUCAGAGGAUUAUAUAACUGGUGUCAACAUGUAAUGUUUGUAAGGUUGGUACUGGAGGUGGGACAAUGAUCAUUUUGCUUUGGAAUUGGCAGAUUUAUCGACAGAUAAUGCAAAUGAUGAGACCUGCACUCUGCUGCUGUUUCUAUUUGCAUUUCAUGUCAUUGUAAUGCUUCUUUGGUAUAGCUCAUUCCCAGGCUGGCAUGUCUAGAAUCGAGAUCUGCAGUUGUCAAAUAUGGGCUCAGCCAUUUUUCACCCAGUGGUGAAUCUGGAAAGCCCAAGAGAGCGGUUUCAGUUACUGGGUAUAAUCAAGUUAGAAGUGAAUGGAAAUUUGGAUAUUAAGGCAAUCGGGGGAAAUGGGAUUUGUCCAAGAAAAUGGCACUGAGGUAAAAGAUUAGCCAAGGUGGAGGCGGUGAAAGAUUUCUAAUGACCUGUGCGUCUAUUUCUUAGUUGCUUUAUAUUGCUCCUGGAUUAGGGUCUGUUUGGAAAUAGUUUAGAACUACAAGGUGCGAAAAUAACAAAUUAUUUUGUAAAUUAUACUUCACAAAUCCUCUGUCCCACAUGUUAAGUAAUUAAAAUGUUAAGUAAUUAAAUAAUAUGAAUUCACUAUUAAUUACAUAUUUAUUAGUUAAUAUUGAAACUAUUGAAGGUAAACCUGCGUGGAGUUUAAGACCAAACCUCCACAAAAAAGUUUGAUUGCACUUAAUUAAUAUAACUGUUAGAGUAGAAUGUAAAUGGGGCAAACCAGAAAUAACUAUUGUAGACAUUGAUCGAUCUGAAAUUCUGAAAGAAUUCUGACAAAAAACUGCAUCCAAAAUAUAAAUGAGAACUUCACUUGUAAUACACUGUCUUAUCCACUCCCUGUGACUGCCACCACACAUGCACUGCCCACCGUUCCUCUUGGAGUGAGAGGGUCUGAGAAGAUUUUUGUCCAGUUUAACUAUAAUUUUUUCAUUCUACAAUUAUGUAAAUUUGAAAUUAUGAUUAGCAUUAUGUUGUAAAGGAUUUGCUGAUUGAGUUGUGCAACCUUGGUGAUAUUUAUAAGCCAUGAGCAGAUUACCUUUGGUUUGCUGGUGUUAAAAUAAGAGUAAGCAAAAAUGCUGAGAUAUUUAUCGUCCAUUGCCAUGCUACAUGCACCUCACAAGCUACUCACCUGCCCACUCUGUCAGACAUCUCCUGCCUCAUCUGUAGUAGAGUCUGCAGUUCCCAUUUAGUCACUACAAACAUUUAUUGAACCAGAGUGGAAAUAAAUCAUUCUCCAUCCCAAGAGUGCCUAAGAAGAAUAUAUAAAUACAUCAGUGACCAGCCUCUGAAAAUGGGUUAUUUUGAAGUCAAUCGAUAUAUAUAUAUUUAUAUACACAUUCUAGACACAAAUGCUUUUAAUACUCAGCCCAGCUUCUUCAAUUACAUUGACAAAAUAAAAAACAAAUGUUCCCCAUGGUCUGCUCUUUUUUUAAUCACUUAUAACUAACAAGAGAAUAAUCACCAGCGUUAUAACCAAAUCAUUACACGCAAACAUUUCAAGUAAUGUUACGGUUUCUGUCACACUAUAGCAGAAGGUUUAAAUCCCUGACACUAUUUAUACAAAUGCCGCGGGGCUCUGAUUUUCAAACUACUUAAACUGCUCAAUGUGUUUCUCUUUGUCAAAGAUAUUGUACGUGUGUGUUUUUGUAAUAAUCCACGUAGGACAGGCUGUAAAUCACAUGCAUAUUCAUUGUAUCUAUUAGUGCCACAUUUUAUAUUAAAACAAACAGUACAAUGUUUCUAUAUGUAAUGUAUGAAAAAAACUGCCACGCGUAUGUACUUGUCUGUGUAUAUUUUUAUUAUCCAUUUGGACUAUGUUUUCUUAUUAAAGUUAGCAUUAAGCUUGCUACAGGUAUUUUUUAAUAGCUUUGAUCAUUUGUUUCUGGAAAUAGAUUUAUCUUUAUCCAUUAUCCUCCUUGUUCUCAAAAGAGUGAAAUUCUUGGCUUAGAAAUCAGUGGUUUCUGGACACCUGAGGAGAAAAAUUGUGGCCUUUGACCAACUUUCCCAGGCAUUUGCUAACCAGCCUGCAGUUAUUGAUUGAUGCAUGUCUCUCCUUUAAGAUAUUUUUUUAACCUUAAGGGAUAAAUGGAAGAAUAGACACAUACCUGGCCUGCUUAUUGAUAGUUUGCCAUAAUGUAAAGAAUGCAGUUUGAGAAUUCCUGACAGCAGUGAAGAUCAAAUUAAACGAUUUCUGUGAACUUUGUAAAAUGCUAUCCAAUUAAAUUUAACUUGCUGAGGGCACAAGUGAAUGCAAUCAUACAAUAAGGCUGAGCUAGAGGGACUAAACCUCAGUAAACGUAAGAAAAGUGUUUAAUAAAGCAUGUCGAGUCAUGAAAAUCACAUUCAUUUGGAAAAAUGCAGGUAUGUGCUCAGAUGUUACUCCAUCGGGCUGUAAUUUGGAGUACCAUUAUUAAACCUAUAUUAUAGAAGAUGAACGGCACAUGACUAAGUGGCACGUGUACGAACGUCACAUUGCUAACGGUCCAAGAUUCCAAUGUCUGAUUCGUGGAUUCAUACAGUACGGACACAGGCCCUUUGGCCCAACUCACCCAUGCUGACCAAAAUACUAUCUGCACUUAUCCCAUUUGCCAGCAUUUGGCCCAUAUCCCUUUUAUAUGGAUGAGCCUCUCAUCAACCGCCUGUGGGUUGCAAUGACUGCUCCCAUGUUGGCUGAAAACAUUAAGAAAGUUCAAGAAAUGCUGCUUUGAGGUAGAAACUAAAUGCUAAACAUUAAUUGGUAUCUCAAAGAUAAAAACACUAAUAUUUUUGAUACACUUUUCAACAAUCAAAUAUGAGCUAACCAGCUAACUGGUUAAGACUUUAAGAUUUAUCAUAUUUGAGAAUGUCCUUUUUUUCCCCUAUUGCAAAAAUAGUCUUUAUAGCUGCCAUACUGAAUUUUGGGGGAAUGUUUUAUAGUGUAGCAACUUGAUCCCAACCAUCAUUUUUCCAAACAUAUAAUAUUUUUCCUGUAAUCUUGCUUCAUUUCACUAGCUGCGUAGCAUAAUGAUAUGGAGCAAGGAACUGCAGAUGCUGGUCUGCACUGAAGAUAGACACAAAAUGCUGGAGUAAUUCGGUGGAUCAGGCAACAUCUCUGGAGAAAAAGGAUGGGCGACGUUUCGGGUCGGGACCCUUCUACAGACCCGAAAUAUAAUCUAUCCUUUGUCUCCAGUGAUGCUGUCUGACCUGCUGAGUUACUCCAGCAUUUUGUGACUAGCAUAAUGAAUGUGUUUAAGUGUUGGCCACGUCCAUUCAACACUUAGCCGUUUCAUUUACAUUCUGCAGAUAAAGAAUAAUGAAUAGGUUAGAAAGAAAGGUGGAAUUAACCUUGCAUUAAAUAGGAAUUUAGGAUGUGGAUUCGUUAAAGAUAGCUCCACCAUCCGCGUUGGAUUAAUUUUCAUCAAUUUUUAAACCAUGAAUUUUAGUCCAUUGGUACAUGGAGGAUAAUAAUUGCUGUAAAGAAGCUGGUGGUCACAGGUGUGUCUGGACUUGUAUGAAGGAGAAUUAGUUUUUGGAUAUGAAUCUCUGCAAGCUGCAUGUAAAUCCAUGGCUCACAGAUGCAUCUGCACAUUCUGGCUGCAAAAUGUAUACACGGUUCUGAAAGACGGGUAUAAUACUUGCUCCACUGCCUUAUCAAUUUGGAGCUUGUGCCAAUAUUAUUAUUAUUAUUUGUCUUGUAAAAGAAAGACUAAUGUUUCAAAAUGAAAUGUACACCAAAUAAAUACACUGCCAUAAUACUAUAUUUUGCUACAAAGCUUUGUUAAUGUGAAGUAACAUGUGAUGCUCUUGGAUCAUAGAACCAAUCCACAUUGUAAUAAAGUGGCUCCUUAGUGAAAGGCUUAUAUGGCCACAGGUCUGAAUACUAGCUGUGAUUAUUCAAAUAUUAGCUAACCAGCGGGGAAGUUAGUUUAAACCUUGCUCCAGCAACUUAAAAACAAAUGAAUCCAAUAUUCUGAAUGUUGUCUUUAGGAGAGGGCAAUUCAUUUUACAAUUCCAAAGAAAGUUGCCGACAAACAUCCAAGUUCAAGUUCGAGUCACAUUUAUUGUCACAUGCACCAGCGUGGAUUUGCCUUUUAUUGACUUUGGCUGCUGUCAGAAAUCAGUUCAAAACAGUUCCCUGGCACCAUCUUUUCCAGGGUAUUUUACAUUUAAUAAAAUAACAAUUCAUUGAUUUUCAGAGGUUACACUGGAGAAGGCUGAGAAAUAGUUGAACCAUAAUAGGUCUGGAACUCAGAGUACCCCAGAUCAUGUUUAGUCUAUGGUACCCAUGAAGAAGGGAACAGAUAGUGGUAAUGAGGAAUUAUUGGCUCUUGGGAGGAAUAGUGAGGAGUGGAGAUUUGUUGGAUGGCUUGGAGUCUGUAGGAAAUACUCCUGGUCCUUCCAGUCCAGAAGCAAAAUAAUUCCUUAUGUUUCUGCCUCCUCUCAAUGUGUGUGUUACCCAGGGACUGGGGAACGAGGGGAGGGAAAACCUUGUGCCUUUUGUUAAAGUGGAAUGACUGCUAAAUUAGUGUGGACACGCCCAUUAUGAUAUUUUAAUGACCAAUCUGCUUGAUAGAUCUUUAAUGUAUUGUAUUCUCAUAGCAGAACAUUGAGUUUGAUUAAGUACAGUUCCCAUUCCAGAUUUAAAAAAAAAUAAAUUAAGCUCUUGACACGUCCAAUUAAUCUGUUUGGGAGUUAAAAUUCAGGACCUGUCGCCAAUCUUUCCAAUACAGGAUCUUCUUCUUCUUCUUCUUCUUCUUGCGUAUGGCAUGCACAGUCUAAAGUUGUAGGACAACUUGUUCUAUUUGAUCUUACUUGAUUGUGCACGCCAGGUUGAUUGCAUUCGUCGAAACAGGGCGGACCACAUGAAGAUUGAAAUCUACUAAAUGGCUACUAUCUAAAUGGCAUCAAGUUGGGAAAAGGGGAAGUACAACGGGAUCGGGGAGUCCUUGUACAUCAGUCUACGAAAGUAAGCAUGCAGGUACAGCAAGCAGUGAAGAAAGUGAAUGGCAUGUUGGCCUUUAUAACAAGAGGAAUCGAAUAUAGGAGCAAAGAGGUCCUUCUGCAGUUGUACAGAGCCCUAGUGAGACCACACCUGGAGUAUUGCGAGCAGUUUUGGUCCCCUAAUUUGAGGAAGGACAUCCUUGCUAUUGAGGGAGUGCAGCGUAGGUCUACAAGGUUAAUUCCUGGGAUGGCAGGACUGUCAUAUGCUGAGGGAAUGGGGCAGCUGGGCUUGUACCCUCUGGAGUUUAGAGGGGGGAUCUCAUUGAAACAUAUAAGAUUGUUAAGGGUUUGGACACACUAGAGGCAGGAAACAUGUUCCUGAUGUUGGGGGAGUCCAGAACCAGGGGCCACAGUUUAAGAAUAAGGAGUAAUCCGUUUACGGAGACGAGAAAAACACUUUUUCUCACUGAGAGUGGUGAGUCUGUGGAUUUCUCUGCCUCAGAGGGCGGUGGAGGCAGGUUCUCUGGAUGCUUUCAAGAGAGAGCUAGAUAGGGCUCUUAAAAAUAGCAGAGUCCGGGGAUAUGGGGAGAAAGCAGGAACGGGGUACUGAUUGGGGAUGAUCAGCCAUGAUCACAUUGAAUGGCGGUGCUGGCUCGAAGGGCUAAAUGGCCUACUCCUGCACCUAUUGUCUAUUGUCCCACCCCCCCAAAUACAGGAUCAAUUCUUUUGAUCUAUUCAAGCAUAUUUUAAUGAAAAUUAAUGUCAGAUCGUUUCAGCCUGAUACAGCUUGAUACACCUUCCCCAUUUGCUUAAAAUAAUUGGAGAUCAAUGAAGCAUGUGCAACACUCAUGAGAACUAACAGCCAGUACCUUUACUAAAGGAUAACAAUUACAAAUUAUGAUUUUACCAAUGCCUCAGAUUUACCGAUGUGGUGCAUCCACAAACAAUUUUACACAAGCAUACACCGUUUUACAUCAAGUCCAUUCUUGUAUGAUCUGUGGAGCAGGUAAACUUAACUCUUUUCUCCUUUUGAGUUUAUCCCUCUGACGAUAAUGCUAUUUAAUUUUAGUUUGUUUGGAGAGCUCACAACAUGGCUGUAUUCCUGCUUGCACUAGAAUUGAAUUAUAUUUGGAAUAAGUCUUGGUUUUACCGUCAGGUUAGCUUGUUGUGUCUUUUUCAGACCACUGUACUGUUUUACACAGUUAACUGAUUUCAGUAUGCAUUUUUGAAAUAUCUGUUUGACACAGUUUACAUUGAUAUGCACUAAAGCACAAUUAAAACUAUUUACAACCAG
Molecule: messenger RNA, 12007 nt
Organism: Leucoraja erinaceus (little skate)
Lineage: Eukaryota; Metazoa; Chordata; Chondrichthyes; Rajiformes; Rajidae
Gene: smtnb
Product: smoothelin b
Exons: 19
Coding region: 854-4258 (1134 amino acids)
Biological process (GO): actin cytoskeleton organization
Cellular component (GO): microtubule organizing center; filamentous actin
Molecular function (GO): protein binding
Source: RefSeq, a predicted model, not a curated record